This is a messenger RNA of Ylistrum balloti, 6261 nucleotides long. RefSeq lists its product as uncharacterized. The record is from RefSeq and is a predicted model, not a curated record. Gene Ontology annotation, biological process: DNA integration. The transcript has a single exon. Gene Ontology annotation, molecular function: nucleic acid binding. Bases 1 to 6261 code for a protein of 2086 amino acids. Lineage: Eukaryota; Metazoa; Mollusca; Bivalvia; Pectinida; Pectinidae.
AUGUCUUUUUCGGACCAACGGGACGAAAUUAACCAGGACGAUCCUGAACAAAUAGAUUCAACAUCCAAACGGCAACAUACUCUGACAGAAAGAGGCCAGUCAUUUUUCAGGGAAAGCUUGGAUCAUAAUUUGAAUAAACUGACCAAAAUUGCUAGGGAAAUUGACAGUAUUAUUGAAUGUGUGGUCCCAACAUCCCAUGAUGCCAUUGCUGAUUUACACUCACGCUUAACCGAAACAUAUAAUCGCUACGAUAAACUUUGUGUUGAAUUGUUGAACUUCCUGGUCAAGUACAAUACCCCUGAAAGUGCCAACGAACAGGCAAGCCUUGCAUCUCUGAAAGAGGUCUACGUGAAUAAAGUUUCGAAAUUCAAAAAACAGCUUGAAUACACGACAGCUGAACUUUGUGACCAACAUUCAUCUGAGAAACUAACACCAUCCCUUGUAAGUUCUAGAAGGUCAUCUAAGUCAAGUUCUAAAAGAUCUUCAGCAUCGACGGUAUUAGGUCGCCAACGAGCCAAACUGGAUGGGGCUAAAGCUAGAUUACGUUUCGCGCAGAAAGAAGCUGCUAUGAAGCAAGAAGCUGCUCUACUCUCCAUCAAGAUGGAACUACUGGAAGUAGAAAAGGAGGCUGCAGUCGCGAGUGCAGAGUAUGCCGGUAUGAAGGAAGAGUUGUAUGAUGACCGAAAAAGUAGCUCGGAUAACGUCAACAGAAGCGACAGUAUGAAUCGGUAUUUUGAUUCCAUGAAUCCAGACACUACAGGUAAUAUACAGGUCAAUACCCAACCUGACCAUUCGAUCCACACUGCUCGUCCACAACCCGCGGAUAUUGGUAAACCUAUCGUGUCGACAAUGAAUGUACUGACAGCGAUACAGCAACCUAGUCAUUCCAUCUCAUCCCCUAUUCCUACUGCAUUUGACCAGAACAAAGCCCCUAUGGGUGAGGAACAUGUACAUCAAACUGUUGAGUUCGAACCUGGUGUUCAAUAUUCUAGUAACACGAUAAAUCCUGCACCUAUCCCUCAGACUGUGGUUACUACUGCCCCGUGUUCUGUUAUGGUAACUAAUCCUACCAGCUUGAUAUCGAGUUUAUUACGUACCAGCAUGCCUGCUGCUCCAUUACCCAGUUGUAGCACUCAAGUACCUCCUCAGGUCACUAACAUACCCCCCGAUGUAUCCAGUGCACUUAAUGUUCAUGGGAGAGAUCCAAUUGCCAACGAAAUGAAUGCAUUUUCCAAUUAUCUGAUGAAGCGUGAAAUGCUACCUCUGCGGCUGAUAGAAUUCGACGAUAAGCCCGAGACGUAUCAAUCCUGGAAGAUCAGUUUCGACAUCCUCAAGGCAGAACUGAGAACAAAUCCUAGGGAGGAACUAGAUUUGCUGUUGAAAUAUCUGGGACCCAAAUCUAAACAGCAUGCGAUUAGUAUAAGGUCUGCGAAUGCCAAUUGUCCUACACGUGCCGUUGAGAUGGUUUGGAAACGUUUAGAUGAGCGAUAUGGAAGUCCUGUGCUUCUAGAGACAUCCUUGAAGGCCCGCAUAGAUGCAUUCCCCCAACUGACACCCAAAGACAAUGCUCGAUUGUAUGAUUUGGCUGAUCUACUUUCCGAAAUACUGUCCAGGAUGAAGGAUCCCGUGUACAGUCGUUCACUGAGCUUUUUCGAUUCAUCUACAGGUAUGCGACCUAUCAUAUCUAAGCUCCCCUUCAAUCUACAGGAGAAGUGGACUUCUCGUGCCUCGAGCUACAACGCGUCUAAUCAAGUGACUUAUCCGCCGUUCGCGUUCUUGGUAGAAUUUAUCAAUGAGAUGAGUCGCGUACGGAACGACCCCGGGUUUACUUAUCAACAAACCAGUCAACGUACCUCUAGCGCUCCUAACCGCAACAACGUUAACUCCACGGAUGUACAAAAACGAGAGCCGCCAUACCGCAAAGACAAUGUACGAGUCAAGAAGACUGCCAUUGACGCGAAUGUUGAGUCUAACCAUGACUAUAAUAACCGUUGUAUGCUGCACGAUGCAAGACACAACCUCAACCAGUGCAAAUCCUUCCAGAAGUUAACCCUUAACGAGAGGAGAAAACUGUUGAAGGAUUACGGAUUUUGCUUCAAGUGUUGUUUGUCGACGGACCACAAUUACAGAACUUGCGAAGCCAUAGUUAAGUGCGACACUUGUGGGAACACUUAUCACGCCACUGCAAUGCACAUAGAUGCCAAUUCUUCCCAACAUAAGGCAACUAUUCAAGAUAGGAAAUCUUCGGCCCCUGGACAAAACCAUGGCGGGGAGGAAUCCUUGGUAACCAAAUGUACAUCUGUAUGUGGUCAAAACUUCAAUGGGCGUUCAUGUGCGAAAGCGUGUCUGGUAAACGUAUAUCCAGUGGGGAAGCCUCAUAUUCGUAUCCGAUUGUAUGCUCUGCUCGACGAUCAGAGUACCUCAACUUUAGCGAGAGCGGAGUUCUUCGAUAGGAUGAACAUACCCAUGUCGACAAUGACAACUUAUACUCUCACCUCUUGCGCAGGACAGACAACUAUGAGUGGUAGGCAAGCGAAGGGAUUUGUCAUUGAGUCAGCUGAUGGUACUUCUAAACUGGAUCUGCCAAUUAUCACAGAAUGUAGCGCGAUCCCAGAUGAGAGAAGCGAGAUUCCUACGCCAGAAAUUACUCGAUACCACAAUCAUCUUAGAGAUGUUCCGAUUCCUCCUUACGAUCCGGAUGCCCCCAUCCUUCUGCUGAUUGGUCGAGACCUGCCAGAGGCGCAUCACACAGAAGAUCAACGUACAGGUCCUAAAGGUACACCGUUUGCUCAGAAGCUUGCACUUGGAUGGGUCCUUGUUGGUAAUGUGUGCCUGGGUAACGUUCAUCCUCCAGAUAGGCUGAGUGUUUUGAAGACUUCCGUCACCAAAGAUGGCCGAGUGAGUACCUUCACAGAAUGCGACCUCUCCUUGAAAAUGGAUGACAGCAAUCUUUUCGUUCGGGAUUGUAAUGAUAAUAACAUUGGACCAUCUAUCGAGGACGAACAAUUCAUACAUCUCAUGGAUAAAGAGUUCAAGAAAACUUCUUCAGGCAAUUGGACAGCUCCUCUUCCUUUCAGGGAACCUAGGCCUGUACUUCCCAACAACAGACAAGUGGCAUUGAAACGAGCACUCAUGUUACAAUCCAGUCUUCGGAAAAACCCUGUAAAACGCGAGCAUUUCGUCAAGUUCAUGGAACGAAUCCUGACUUCCGGUCAUGCAGAGGUCGUACCACCAGUAGCAGAUGACUCUGAAGUAUGGUAUCUCCCUCUGUUCGGAGUCUACCACCCGAAGAAAGUUGACCAGAUACGUGUUGUAUUUGAUUCUUCUUGCAAGUAUGAAGGUAUAUCCCUCAACAAUGUCUUGAUGCAAGGCCCUGACUUGAUGAAUCGACUUGAUGGUGUUCUGCUCAGGUUCAGGAAAGAGACAGUUGCUGUAGUAGCAGAUAUACAACAGAUGUUCUUCGGAUUUUAUGUUGACGAAUGCCACCGGGAUUGCCUCAGAUUUUUCUGGCACGCCGACAACGACGUUGAUCAACCUCUGAUAGAGUACAGAAUGUGUGUACAUGUUUUUGGCAACAGUCCUUCGCCGGCUGUUGCCACCUAUGGUCUACGGAGAUGUGUUGAAGAUUGUGGCAAUCCUUGUGACGUGGACUUGCAGGAGUUCGUGUCUCGCAAUUUUUACGUUGAUGACGGUUUAAUGUCCUUUCCCACAGUAACCGAGGCGGUCGACGUUCUUAAGAGAGCUCAGAGAGCACUGUUGGAAGGCGGGAACCUGAAACUCCACAAAAUUGCAUCCAGUAGUGAAGAGGUGAUGUCACAGUUUCCUGCUGCUGAUUUGGCUAAGACAUUAGAGCCACUAGACUUGACACAUGAUGAACUGCCACUCCAUCAUAGCCUGGGUAUGGCAUGGGAACUAUCCACAGAUACCUUUACUUACCACACAUCUGAAAACCAGAAACCGUUCACAAAGCGAGGUCUUCUUUCAACGGUGAAUGGGAUUUUCGAUCCAUUGGGCUUCUUGGCGCCGAUUAUCAUCAAGGGCAAGAUUAUUAUGCGUGAUGCUGUGAAUGAAGCAAAUGGCUGGGACGAUCCCUUAUUGCCUCACACUGAAAAGGCUUGGAGGUCUUGGACUGAACAGCUGAGCAAGCUUUGUGAUAUACAUAUCCCUAGAUGUUUCCUGACUGUGUCUUUCUCGAAGUGUGUUACAAGAACUUUGCAUAUCUUCUCUGACGCAUCUGAGUUAGCAGUAGCUGCAUGUGCAUUCCUCAGAGGUGUCAACGAGGAUGGAGAGGUCUUCACUGGAUUUGUCUUCGGGAAGUCGAAGGUUGCGCCGAAGCACGGCCACACAAUACCACGCCUCGAGUUAUGUGCUGCAGUUUUGGCUACCGAAAUCGGCGAGAUGCUUUCGGAACAGUUGGACAUUCCCCUCGAUCACCUGCGUUAUUAUACCGACAGCCGAAUAGUGCUUGGAUAUCUUUCAAAUGAACGUAGGAGAUUCUAUGUUUACGUUUCCAACAGAGUCGCUAGAAUAAGGAAAAUUUCCUCACCUACACAGUGGCAGUAUGUCCCUACAGAGGAGAAUCCAGCCGAUGAGGGGACACGUGGUUUCUCCCCAGAGCAGUUUGCUGACAGUCUAUGGUUUAAUGGACCAUCCUUCCUUCGCAAUCACAUCAGCCCUGAUCUUGAUGUCGAAUAUUCUUUGGUGGAGCCAGAAUCGGACAAAGAAGUACGACCUGAUGUUCACUCGUGGAAGACUAACAUACGUACUACACUUGGAACAUCUAGAUUCAAUCGUUUCUCCAGUUGGAACAGCCUUGUGCGUGCUAUCCGUACUAUACGAGUUCGGUUAAGGAGUCGUUUCAAUAUCCAGAAUGAUCUUACCAGACGCGAGGUUGAGCUUUUCGUCAUCAAAGAGCUCCAGAUGACCUACUUCAGUAAAGAAAUUCAAGCGCUUCGUUCUUCCAAGUCUUUGCCUAAGGAUAGCUCUGUGCUUUGCUUGAAUCCUCACCUUGAUGAGAAGGGACUGCUGCGGGUUGGUGGACGCAUUAACCGAGGUGACUUUCAUGAGACCGAGAAAAAUCCCAUCUUGAUACCAGGUCGCAGUCAUAUUGCCAAGCUCCUUGUGCAACAUCACCACUUGCAGGUACAACAUCAAGGACGCCACAUGACCGAAGGUGCAAUUCGUAAUGCUGGACUUUGGGUAACCGGAGCAAAACGUCUGAUUGCUUCCACGAUACAUCACUGUGUGACAUGUCGCAGACUACGAGGGAAGUUUUCCUCUCAGAAAAUGUCGGAUCUGCCUGUAGAUCGCCUGACUCCUUCACCGCCAUUCACACUGGUUGGUGUUGAUGUAUUCGGUCCUUGGAACAUCAUCACUCGACGUACAAGAGGCGGAAACGCAAGUUCGAAACGAUGGGCAGUCCUCUUUACCUGUUUGUACAGCCGAGCAGUCCACAUUGAGAUCAUCCCAGAGAUGACGUCAUCAUCAUUUAUCAACGCCAUGCGGAGGUUCAUUGCCGUCCGAGGUGAAGUUUCGGAGUUCCGCUCAGAUUGCGGUAGUAAUUUUGUAGGAGCGGUCAAUGAACUUGGAAUUCACUCUAUCAACGUGGGAGAUCCUCAAGUGAAAACUUACCUGGACACCAACAACAUGAUCUGGAGAUUUAAUCCUCCCCAUGCAUCUCAUUUCGGCGGAGUAUGGGAGAGAAUGAUAGGAAUAGCCCGACGCAUUCUCGACGCGAUGCUUCUUGACGUCAAACAUGGACAGCUGACAGAUGAAGUGCUAGCGACUUUCAUGGCCGAGGUUGCUGCUAUAAUGAAUUCUAGACCUUUGGUUGCUGUUUCUUCGGAUUGCGAGAUGCCUCAUUUGCUGUCGCCAGGAAAGUUACUAACUCAGAAGACCAGUGACGACAUAAUCGUCCCGCAGGACUUAAGUAUCAAGGAUAUGUACCGCUCGCAGUGGCGAAUGGUCCAGGUCAUGGCGAACACCUUUUGGAAACGCUGGAAAUCGGAAUUUCUGUUUGCUCGACAAGCUCGUUCUAAGUGGAACUUAGAGACUGUUAAUCAUAAAGUAGGUGAUGUUGUGUUUCUCCGGGACAAGGAAUGUCCCCGUCUUUCGUGGCCGACUGGUCUUGUUACCAAGAUCUUUCCGAGUGAUGACGGACUAGUGCGUAAACUAGAGAUCCGGGUUGUGAAAGACGGAAAACCUAGUGUUUUCAUUCGACCCAUUUCGGAAGUGAUUCCGCUGCUUGAUUCCUGUGAAUAA